AUGACAGACGCGGAGCAAACCUUAUUUGGUGUUUUAGAUAAAGAGUUGGACAAACGCGGGUACAAGCCACGAGAUGUCAAAGUCAAACCAAUCUCAUCAGGCGGAGCUAAUUACACCUCAAAAUUAUUCCUCGUUGAUGUAACCACACCCAAAGAAGACUUGAAAUUAUUUGCGAAAGUAGCAAUAAUAGCUGGUCAGCUCAGGCAAACAAUGAGCGCCGACUGGUUGUUUGCUACAGAAAGAUUAACAUACACAAAAAUUGCCAAAUUCUACGAAAACUUACAAGAGAAACACAAUUUAUCUGAAGACGUGAAACUGAAAUUUCCUAAGUUCUAUGGAUGCAAUGAUGAAUAUGGAAAAGAGACGGUCAUAAUGGAAAACCUUGUUGCAUCCGGAUAUAAACCAUUCAACAGAUUAAAAUCUAUAGAUUGGCAGCACGCAUCCGCCAGUGUAGAAUAUCUCGCGAAGUUCCAUGCGUUAUCAUUUGCGUUGGCGAAGGACUUUCCUGAAGAGUUCAAAGAAUUAUCAGAUAUAAAGUAUGAAAUUGGAAGCCAGGCCCGUGACGACGAAAUCUCGAAGUCAAUGUGGGAAAAAAUUAUUAAAGGAGCGAUCGCUGUCGCAAAAGACGAGCAUAAAAGUCGAGUUUUAAGUUAUUUCCAAAAUAUGCCUAAGUUUAACUCUUACAAUAAACCGAUUGGGAAACCGGUACUUUCACAUGGAGAUUUUCGGGUCAGCAACUUGCUUUUCAAGGCAAGAGGUGAGGUGAGUGGUAUAAGUUUCUAUGUAUACUUACAUCUUUAUACGUAA
This is a messenger RNA of Pieris macdunnoughi, 807 nucleotides long. Lineage: Eukaryota; Metazoa; Arthropoda; Insecta; Lepidoptera; Pieridae. The record is from the annotation of a GenBank genome assembly.